Messenger RNA from Carassius gibelio (silver crucian carp), 3494 nucleotides. RefSeq names its product copine-7-like. The transcript has 16 exons. Gene Ontology annotation, cellular component: plasma membrane. Lineage: Eukaryota; Metazoa; Chordata; Actinopteri; Cypriniformes; Cyprinidae. The coding region runs from base 330 to 2114 and encodes 594 amino acids. The record is from RefSeq and is a predicted model, not a curated record. Gene Ontology annotation, biological process: cellular response to calcium ion. Gene Ontology annotation, molecular function: calcium-dependent phospholipid binding.
CACACACACACACACACACACACACACACUGAGAGAAGAGCAGCAACAUCAGCAGGAGUCUGUUGUGGAAGAGGCUGUCAGCUGAAGAUCUCGUCUGGGAUUUUGCUGUUGUAAUAUUAAUGAACAUCUCUGAUUUACACCAUCCCAUUUGAUCCCUUUACAUCUGAACCACUCCCAGCAGCCUGUUCUCCUCUCCCAGCGAAUCAGGCAUAGAGAUGUCUCUCUAUAAAGAACUUUAAGUCAAACUGAAAGUUAUGUUUUAAGACACCCCACAUCUGUUGCCUUACAAAGAAACAACACAAGGUCACAUAAAAAAAUAGACUCCCUACAUGGGAGAGUCCUGCUUCAAUCAAACUGAGGCCUUUAAAGAUCACCCCAUUCACACUGCAGUCUCCCAUCUCCGGCUGACCCUCCACACUCAACCUUCUGCCAGGAUGAGUGACUCACAGGAAGCGACGUCCCCCGUGGCAGGCAUAGGAGGCCCUGUUGCUUGCGUAUCCAAGGUGGAGCUGCGUGUUUCCUGCAGGUCCCUGUUGGACAGAGACACGCUCAAUAAAUCUGACCCCUGCGUCAUGCUCAUGGUACAGAACCAAGGUCAAUGGACUGAACUGGACCGUACUGAGGUGAUCAAGAGUAACCUGAAUCCGGUCUUUGCCAAAGUCUUAAUGCUGGACUACUACUUUGAGGAAGUACAGAAACUGCGUUUUGAAGUCUACGACAUUCACGGGACUCACAGUAUUGGAACGCGAGAUGACGACUUCCUCGGUGGUGUGGAGUGCACGCUUGGACAGAUAGUGGCCCAAAAAAAGAUGGUGAAACCUCUGUUGCUGAAAUAUGGAAAAUAUGCUGGAAAAUCCACUAUCACAAUUCACGCAGAAGAGAUUUCUGGGAACAAUGGCUAUGUGGAGCUUUCCUUCUGUGCCAAGAAGUUAGAUGAUAAGGAUCUCUUCAGCAAGUCAGAUCCAUUCUUGGAGAUUUAUCGGAUCAAUGAUGAUGAAACAGAACAGCUUGUACACAGAACUGAAGUGAUUAAAAACAAUCUGAACCCUGUGUGGGAACCCUUUAAGGUGUCUCUCAUUUCUCUGUGCAGCUGUGACGAUGAAAGGAAGUUGAAGUGCUUAGUCUGGGACUAUGACUCGAGGGGAAAGCAUGAUUUCAUUGGCGAAUUCUACACUAAUUUCAAAGAAAUGCAGAAGAUUUCCUCAGGGAACAAGGUCACAUGGGACUGCAUCGAUCCAAAAUACAAACUGAAGAAGAAGAACUACAAGAACUCUGGUUUGGUUAUUCUCAGCGAUCUCAAGCUUCACAGAGUCUAUUCCUUCCUGGACUACAUCAUGGGAGGCUGCCAAAUACACUUCACAGUUGCCAUUGACUUCACAGCGUCCAAUGGGGACCCUCGCAAUAGCUGUUCCCUGCACUACAUCAACCCAUAUCAGCCGAAUGAGUAUCUGAAAGCUUUGAUAGCCGUGGGGGAGAUCUGCCAGGAUUAUGACAGUGACAAACGAUUCUCUGCUUUGGGAUUCGGGGCAAGAAUUCCACCUAAAUAUGAGGUGUCUCAUGACUUUGCCAUAAAUUUCAACACGGAGGACGAUGAAUGUGAAGAGAUCCAGGGGGUUGUGGAAGCCUACCAAAACUGCCUGCCCAAGAUCCAGCUCUACGGUCCCACUAAUGUGGCUCCCAUCAUCAGCAGAAUAGCUAAGCUGGCGGCUGGGAAAGAGCCCAUCAAAGAUGCUUCUCUGUAUCAUAUCCUGCUGAUCCUCACAGACGGGGUGGUGACAGACAUGGCCGAUACACGGGAGGCCAUUGUUCGGGCCUCCUACCAGCCAAUGUCCAUCAUCAUAGUGGGAGUGGGGAACGCUGACUUCACGGACAUGGAGAUCCUUGAUGGGGAUGAUGGAGUCCUGCGCUCACCCAAAGGGGAACCCGUCUUGAGGGACAUCGUCCAGUUUGUGCCCUUCAGAGACUUUAAAACGGCUUCACCAGCUGCACUGGCAAAGUGUGUCCUAGCGGAGGUGCCUAAACAGGUAGUGGAGUACUUCAGUCACAAGGCCAUACCGCCGAUAAACCCAGUGCUGAAUUCAACCCCCAACUCCAUCGCCAACACACCUGAAUAACACUCAGCCUGCGGUCCAGUCCAGUGACAGGGCUGCCCUGCCACAACAUACAGUAUACACUGUCAUCCUGACUACGUUUUGUUCAUUCAAAAAGCGGUUUGGAUCAUGGUCUCCGGAUCUUGCCCUUUACACCAUUACUGCUGUCCAAGCAUGCAAACUGGAGUCCUUUUCCCCUCUGCUUUUCAUAAGAGCAGAAAGAACAUUGAAUUCCCAUCAGGACCAGGCCUUCUGAUCCCCGCUGACUCUUUUCAACUUCACACGGCCACUCCUGCUUUCUGCUGUUUUGUAUGCCUUUCAGAGCUUCGCCUGCUCUGCCUGUUUUCAUUUCUGGACUUCGGAGAACUGAAACAGAUAUGUCAAAAAACAUACAGUACUGUGUAAAAUGAAGACUUAAUCUAUAGAUAAUAGCAUGUAUGUUCACGAAACGAGUUUGCUUUGGUUUUGCUGCACAAGUAUGCAUAGUUAAUUGCUAAAAUCAUCAUUUUUGUGUAAAGAUAAUGGGUGUGUGAGAAUGGCCAUCAAAUGACUAAUUAGUCAGGAUGACUAGUUUUAAAUAUUUUAGUGGUGGUGCUUGAAUUAGCAUGCUGACAGAGCGCUGUUCAGUUUGUAACGAUAAAACCCUUUUGGAUAAGCUGCAUCUUCAAGUCCAUCGCCUUUAAGACACCGGCAACACAGCCAUUCACAUGCAAACAGGUCUUUGGUUGAUGUUUCGUGAUGUUUUUUAAGCAUCUAGCACCAUGAACAUUAUUAAGGAGCAAAUUAAAAAGAGUUGUUUAUGGAAAAAUACAUUUUAAAAUGUUGCAGUCAGUUUCAUUCUGUUGUGUCGAGCAUGAAUGUGUCUGAUGUCAACACCUGCUUACAAACAUGUCUAAUUAGUGGACAUGAAAUAAGCUAACAGAAAUGAUACAGGACUUCUUCAAGAAAUAUUAUUUGAAUUGUCAGUAAGUUGCCUGAGAAAAUGUUGAAAUUUUCACAUUCUGUCUACAAAUCUGUGUCAAUGCACUGAUUCAAAUUAUUUUAUCGCUUGUUUAAAUUAUUUGUGGAAACACUUGAACAUUGCCAAGAGGAAAAAAAAAAUGCCACAGGCACUCAAUCACGAGAGAAGUGCACAAAUCUCUGCUCUUAUUAAAAAGACGAAGUGUGUAUUUUCUGAGCCUAUAGAAGAACCAAAAUGAUUUCUUAAUGCUGUAAUUCUGUUGUUUUCAGACCAUUUUAAAUACACUCUCCUCUGUCACUACACUAUAAUCUGUCAUUAGUGGGCCAAACAAAUAGUCCCACCCCAACCUCACUCCACAUAUGUAUGGCAUGUCUACCCUUGUGAAAAAGAAGUAAACUUGUCUCAACAGUGCUUUUAAUGUAAAAAAAAAAAAAAAAAAAUAU